AUGUAGGUACAUUUCAAAUCAAUGAUUAUCAGUGAAGAGUUCAUAUUAGAUUACAUUUUCACGGACUUUGUUAUUCAUUCAGAUUGCCCGGUCAUCUGAUGAGGGAUAUUUAUUAGGUAAUGAACAGGAAUAUAGGACUACGGGCUCAGGCCGCCAUGAACACUUGCGCCGAUUGUAGUGAACCUUUUGUGUGUACAUGUUCUUUAUGUGACACCAAAAUGUGCAGACAACACAUGAUUACCCACAUGGACACAGUUCACUUCUUAGCUGAUAAUGAUGCAGACAAAACAAAAUGUUCUGUUCAUUCCAAAAAUUUCCUGAAAACUUUCUGUAGAACUUGUCGUCUGCCACUUUGUGAUGUCUGUGUGACAGAUGGCGGCCAUGUUUCCCACGAAAAAAGUGACCUCGACGCUAUCUUGGAAUUUUUCACUGAAGCGAUUUCCAAUGAAAAUCAAGAGUUAAUAAGUUACAUAAGGCCCUUUUAUCAGAAGAUACUCGACAUCACAAAGGAAAGGAAAAAAGAAGUUCCGUCUAGCUAUAAAAAUGUGAAACAUGAAAUCAAACAGUUCGCUGAAUCCUUACACAAAGAAAUUGAUAGUGUAGUUCAGAUAUUGUAUGGUGAAAUGGAUGAAAAAGAAAAGACUGAAACUAAACAAUUGGAGGAACAGGAUGAUGUUUAUUCAGAGAGAAUAAGCAAAGUGGAUGAAACUGUUUUACAAAACAGGCAGUUAAAGAGUUCCAACAAUCCAAUGGAAUUAACGAAAUUUAGCUCCAGUCUGGCUUAUUUCCAUGUAAAUCCAAGUCAAGUUAAAGAAGAGUUGCCUAAAUUCUCUCCUAUAACAAACAGAGAAGAAAUUAAAGAAAAGUUAUUGGGACUUUUUGGAAAGGUUUUGUUCGAUGUAUCUGACAAACAUGUGUCUGAUUUAAAACUGGAAAACGUCAAUGCAGCAAAAGUGCAGCUUUUGGAGCAGCCAGGGGUUUUAGAUAUUCUCGAAAACGAAUUUCCUCCUGAUGCAAAUAAAAAUAAGUUGUAUAAUUUGUGUUGCAUAAAUUCCAAAAAAAUUUUGGUCGGCGGAAAUGAUUGUUUUCUUCACGUAAGAGAGCUAUAUGACGAAGACAAAGAGAUCCAAAAAAUUCAGUUAACAUGCCAAGGGGUAUAUUUUGUUCUCUCGUCAAAAGGCGUGCUCUUUUAUACAAGUAAAAUGGACAAAACCGUGAAAAGAAUAAAAUCCCUUCAUUCCUCAGGAAAAACUACUUUUCUGCAGUUCGAAAAAUGGGAACCAAGAGGACUUGCAAUGACUUCCUCAGAUCAUCUACUUGUCUGUCUGUAUAAAAGAAAGCAGUCCAAAAUAGCAAGGUACAAUCAAACUGGAAAGCUUGUGCAAGAAAUCCAAUAUCACAACGACAAACUGUUGUUCGAAAACCCUAUGUUCAUAUGUUGUAACAAAAACGGGGACAUUUGCACAGCAGAUAAUGCCAAAUAUGCCAUCAUUGUCGUAGAUCAAUUUGGGGUAUUUCAAUUUUCUUACGAUGGUCGCAAUGCACUGGAGAGAGGUAAAACUUUUCGUCCAUGUAAUAUGGCAACAGAUCACUUGUGCAACAUUAUUGCAACGGACUUCGAAAACCACAAAAUCCAUCUUCUUGAUAAAUAUGGACAAUUUCUUCGCUUUCUGGAUCCUGAUGCGGGGAUCAGUCGCCCUAGAGCUAUUACUAUAGAUAAGGAUGGGAAAAUAUGGUUUGGGGAAUGCUUCAGCGGAAAAGUCAAAGUCAUGCAAUAUCUGAAAUGACCAAGUUUAUGUAAGAGUGAGAUUU
Messenger RNA from Saccostrea cuccullata (small rock oyster), 1812 nucleotides. RefSeq lists its product as uncharacterized. Bases 120 to 1787 code for a protein of 555 amino acids. Gene Ontology annotation, molecular function: zinc ion binding. The transcript is spliced from 2 exons. Lineage: Eukaryota; Metazoa; Mollusca; Bivalvia; Ostreida; Ostreidae. The record is from RefSeq and is a predicted model, not a curated record.